Messenger RNA from Cheilinus undulatus (humphead wrasse), 6746 nucleotides. It is a transcript of the gene herc3, whose product is annotated as HECT and RLD domain containing E3 ubiquitin protein ligase 3. Lineage: Eukaryota; Metazoa; Chordata; Actinopteri; Labriformes; Labridae. The coding region runs from base 206 to 3352 and encodes 1048 amino acids. The record is from RefSeq and is a predicted model, not a curated record. Gene Ontology annotation, molecular function: ubiquitin-protein transferase activity. The transcript has 25 exons.
GUCAACAGAAGCACUUCCUGCUGGAUUUCUCAGCUGAACCGACACCAAACGCCCAAUAUCAGAAUGCAUCUGUCCAGGGUUGGAGUUUACAUGAAGAGGAGGAAGCGGGGCUGCUCUCAAGCCUGAACAUUUUUUGUCUUCCUCCAUCUGGCAUCCGUCUCUUUGCCUCUUCAGAUUGGCGCUCAUCCCCCCUCCCCUCGCCAACAUGCUUUGCUGGGGGAAUGCAAAGGACGGACAGUUGGGGGUUGGUGUCGAGAGGACCCCUAUGUUCGAGCCCAGGGUCUGUAAUGUGUUUAACGGCAGGGGACUGAAGGAGGUGGCCUGUGGAGGGCAACACUCGAUGUUCCUGCUGAGUGAUGGUAGUGUGUACACAUGUGGUUCUAACAGCUGUGGACAGCUGGGCCAUGACAAACCGGUGACUUCUCCAGAACUGGUUGGAGCGCUGGAUACUCAAAAGAUCACAAUGAUGUCAUGUGGUCGGGCCCACUCUAUGGCGGUGAACGAGCAGGGUCAAGUGUUUGCUUGGGGAGCUGGUGAAGGGGGUCAGCUUGGCCUGGGGACUUCAGAGACUGCUGUUCGAAUACCAAGGUUGGUCAAAAGGCUGUGUGACCACCGCAUCUCUCAAGUAAUGUGUGGGAAUCAGCACUGCAUAGCACUUUCUAGAGAUGGCCAGCUGUUCACGUGGGGCCAGAACACCAAUGGUCAGCUUGGUCUAGGGAAAGGAGAGUCCAGCAAGCUGUUCCCUCAUCCCCUCAAGUCCCUGGCAGGAAUUCCUCUGGCACAGAUAACUGCUGGGGGAGACCACAGCUUUGCUCUCUCGCUAUCUGGAGCUGUUUUUGGAUGGGGCAAGAACAAAGCUGGACAGCUGGGUCUUAAUGAUAAACAAGAUCGUGCUGUCCCCUGUCACAUCAAGUUUUUAAGAUCUCAAAAAGUUGUUCACAUUAGCUGUGGGGAUGAACACACUGCAGCCCUCACAAAGGAUGGUGGCUUGUUUACAUUUGGUGAUGGCUCGUGGGGUCAGCUGGGUCAUGGCUCCACCAAUAACGAACUCUUACCCAGAAGAGUGCUGGAGCUCAUGGGCACUGAGGUUUCCCAGAUCACCUGUGGAAGGCACCACACGUUGGCAUUUGUUCCCUCCUCUGGUGUGGUGUAUGCGUUUGGUUGUAAUAGCUAUGGGCAGCUAGGAACAGGAAUGAUGGGGGAUGCCAGAAGCCCGUUUCCUGUCAAGGCCAGUUUCCUGACUGGAAAUGUUAACAAGACAGAAUCAGAGCAUUACACAGUGACCAAAAUCUUCUGUGGAGGAGACCACAGCUUCUUGUUGUACUCUACUGACCAGAGUUUCGCUGCCCCAGAGGACUUCAGAGUGAUAAAUAUCAGUAAAAGCCUCUCCCCGAUCACUUAUGAACGAUUAAAUUCAUGGAGGUUAAAGCUGAUGUACAGCCAAGACUCUAAAGUCACAAAUGACAUCAUUAUCCAGCUCUCCUCCACAGCUUGUUGGAAUGCUAGCUUCUUGGACCAAAGUGAUGAUACACACUUCAAAACCAAUCCAAAGAUCCCAGGCAUUGAUCUCAACUCAGUGAGAAUGCUGUUUGAGACGCUCAGCAAACCUGCUUUUUCUGGACUCCUGGAGCAGGCUACCAAGAGUUUUGAGAGUUUGUUAAUCCCCCAACUGCCACGCUCUCCUCCUGACGUCGAGGCCAUGAGGAUCUACCUCAUUCUGUCUGAGUACCCAGCCCUGAAGGACUCCAAGAACUACAUCCGCCUCACUAUACCCCUGGCUAUGGCCAUCCUUCGGCUAGAUGCCAACCCCAGCAAAGUAUUGGAUAACUGGUGGUGCUUUGUGGAUGGCAAUGUGUUCACCAGGAUGGUCGACAUGUACAAGAGCAUCGUUGUGUUCAUGCUGACUGGAGGAAAGACGCUGCUCGUACCCGUGUUCUACGAGAACUACUUUGUUGCCACACUUAGAUUGCUGGAAAAACUCCACAAGGUAAACUUAAAGGCCAACCAUGUGGAGUAUAACCACUUCUAUAUCCCUGACAUCACCAGCCUGGUGGACAUCCAGGAAGAUUACCUCAAAUGGUUUCUAAGUAGAGCUGAUAUUAAAGUUGGAUCAUCCCCCUCACAGAGUGACUUUCCCUCAGUGAACCUAUGUGCCUACCCGUUCAUUCUGAACGCUCAAGCCAAGACAACCAUGCUGCAAACAGACGCUGAACUGCAAAUGCAGAUGGCAGUCAGCGGUGCAAACCUGCACAAUGUCUUUAUGCUGCUCACACUGGAACCCCACCUUGCCAGGAACCCUUACUUGGUGCUCCAUGUACGCAGGAACCAUUUAGUGAGUGACACGCUACGCGAGCUCACCAUGUACUCUGAUGUGGACCUCAAGAAGCCGCUCAAGGUGAUCUUUGAUGGAGAAGAGGCCGUAGACGCAGGCGGAGUCACUAAAGAGUUCUUCCUGCUGCUGUUAAAGGAGCUGAUGGAUCCUGUUUAUGGGAUGUUCACUCAUUACAAAGAGUCCAACCUGCUCUGGUUCUCAGACAAAUGUUUUGUGGAGCAGAACUGGUUUCACCUGAUCGGGAUCAUCUGUGGUCUGGCCAUCUAUAACUCUACAGUGGUGGACCUCCACUUCCCCCUGGCUCUCUACAAAAAGCUGCUUGAUGUGUCCACAACGCUAGAGGACUUCAUGGAGCUCUCUCCCACUGAGGCCAGGAGUCUUCAACAACUACUAGACUAUGAAGGAAACGAUGUGGAAGAGGUGUUUCUUCUCAACUUUGCUAUCACCAGGGAGAACUACGGGAUGACGGAGGUCAAGGAGCUAAUUCCUGGAGGAGACGGCAUCAGCGUGGACAAAAACAACAGGAAAGAGUUUGUGGAGGCCUACCUAUGUUACGUGUUCACAGACUCUGUGAGCGAACAGUACUCGGCCUUCUCCUCCGGCUUCCUGAAGGUGUGUGGUGGGGAAAUCCUGUCGCUGUUCCAGCCGUCUGAGCUGAUGGCCAUGGUGGUUGGCAACAACAACUACAACUGGGAGGAGAUGGAGAAGAAUGCCGUUUACAAAGGAGAAUACACAGCUACUCAUCCAACCAUCAGAUUGUUCUGGGAGGUUUUCCAUGAGUUCCCUCUGGAAAAGAAGAAGCAGUUCUUAUUGUUCCUGACUGGCAGUGACCGUAUCCCCAUCCACGGCAUGGAGAGCCUGCGUAUCGUUAUCCAGUCCACUACAGCAGAGGAGCACUACCUGCCAGUGGCACACACCUGCUACAACUUGCUCGACAUGCCCCGCUACCAGACCAAAGACAUCCUGCGCCGCCGCCUCACUCAGGCCGUGGAGCAGUACGAGGGCUUCAGCCUGGUCUGAGGAGGAGGGGGGCUGCAGCAGUUUUAAUGCACUUUAACAGCAAUACACCAUCAAGUCAGUGUCAAAUGACUGUAACAGGGCAAGAGCACUCCGAAAAUGCUCUUACAGGAUCGGUAAGUAGCCUGAUUUUGAAAGGUCUAUCUAUGUAAAUGCAGAGUAUUAUUGUUUUUAUUGUAUUGGGCUAAGUUUUAGAACUCCCGAGGAGCAUUUUAAGGAUUUUAAAGGCUUAUGUUUGAAUAUUUGUUGGAUAUAAACCAUUGUUUUGCAGAAGAAUGAUGAUCUGGGAUCAUAAUAAACGUUGGGACCUAAAUCAAAGCCAGAGGCGGUUGAGAAACUUUGGAUUUGGAUGUUUGCUUACUUUUAAUUUUGUCCUUUUUUUACACAGUUGUGUAUUUUAUAUUUGACUCCUUAAAUUCUAUUUUUCAUUGUUAUGUUGUUACCUUGGGACAAUUGCUCUGUUUUUUGUUACUUUUAGUUUAUGAAAUAGAGUGGUUAUAUUUUGACAAAUACAUUAUGUAUAUAAGUGUGUAAAUAGGAUUUUGAAUAUAAUCUUGAGGAGUGUUUGUCCUGCUGAUCUUUUUAAAUCUGGACACCAGCAUGUCCUCUGCCUCAGCUUAAGGAUGAUGGAGGCAGAGAUGUGCAGGAGGAACUGUGGUGAAUAUUAUUUGCAAUUCCUCUUUCCUUUUGGGCUGUGAAAUACACAGCAGCUGACUUUGUCUUGAACCUGCAUUCAACAGUGUUGCCUUCUACAGCAAAUCCUUCACAAAAAGCUGACUUUCAGAGUUGUAGUGGUUGUCGUCUGUGUGCAUGUUUCUGAAUGAAAGCAGAAAAUUGAAAUCUGUGCAAGUUUAACAUUCUGGGACAAAUUGAUACGAUUAUUAGCUUUCGGGGAAGAGCGUUAGCAAAAACAAACUCAAUUUCUCUGUCUGUUGAUCAGACGUUAUUAGUAGUUAGCUAGCUUAACUUAGCUUAGCUCAAACACUGGUGUUAGGGUUUAAUAUGCGACCUUGUUAACUGUCAGCUUUUCACCAAACGCCUAAGUGGUGGUUGCAGUUAUAAAGGGUGUUGGAAACUCCUCAUGAAUGCCACUUACUGACUUUUGUUGUUAAGUAUUCAGAUAUGUUUGAACAGGAAAGAGAAUUUGUAAGGACUUUUUUUUUUUUUUUAAUCUGAAACAACCAGACACAAUCUGAAAGUCGACCGUUACCAGGGACGUUUGUUAAACCGUCACACCAUGAAAGAGAUCGAGACAGUACGAAUGCGCCACAAUCGACACUAAAGCUCGCUAAAACACACGCAUAGCAUUUAAAUCAUUAAAUACAUCAUGUAAAAAUGUCUAGCUGCUAAAGAUGAGUACCUGCUCAAGCAUGAGCCUUUAUUUAGCCGAACCCUUAACACAUCAGAUGGAGGGUUUUUUUUAAACACACUUUCAGAUAGGCUUUUUACAGAAGAGGAUUAGGGCCACCGAUGCAAGGCGUUUUGUAAAAACAGUCAAGAUUCGCUGUUUGUUAUAGUCUUCAGGAUUAUUUGCACAGGAUUAGUAUUAACUGUUGACCUCUGAUUAUUCAUGAAUUACCCCGUUGGUGUCGGUGUUUGUUGCCAUGCAUUUGCACACGAUAAAGGCGAUGCAAACAAAUGUUCUGACAUUUCUGUAUAAAACUAAAAAAAUGACACAAAAGCUUUUUAUGUAGCAGGAAACAUCUCACUUCUCUGGUUCAUUAACAGGAAGGACGUAACAGCGCUCGCUUUUCGAUGCGUAAUGGGAGAGCAAGGGGAGACUGGUCACUCGUUUAGUGAUCAUGAACAGCUUAUUUAGAAAUAUAAAAAGGAACACGUUGGCACAUGUCUAUUGGAAACUGAGCAAUAUGUGUAUGAUACAUGAAGACAAUGUUAGCUACAAAAUAUGAUAGGCACUAUUGCAUUUUUUGAGGAAUUUAAAAAUAAAAAAAAUCAUCACUUGUUUUCAUUGCUGCUGUCAUGCAGCACCUUCAUGUUUUCCUUCAAAAAUGUCUAAGUUAGUCUAAAUUGACUGUGUUUAUCCUGUGCGAAUGCACCAGGAUGAUUCAUGAAUUAUUAGAGAGCAGCAGGUAAUACUAAUCCCGUGCGAAAAGUACUGAAGACUACAGGAAAUGGCUAAUCUUGACUGUCUCUACAAAGCGCCUUGUCUAGAUGAAGAUGUAAAGCUAUAUUUCAGAUUUAACAAUGAGAUUCUCUCUUUUAGCUCAUAAACAAAGUCUCUAAGAUCCAUUGUUACAGUAAUAAAAUUAGACUUUAUUCCCAAAAUUGUAUUUCAACGUUUUUCUUGACAUUUCAACUGUAUUCUCAAAGUGGCCAGAUUUUUUUUUCUUUCACCUUAGGUCCUAAUCCUCUUCUGCUUUUACUGUUGAUAAAAAUGAUGCUUCCUUAAUAUAUUAGGCUGUAUUUAUAUUGCAGCACUAAUGAGUCUUGUUCAUUUGUUCAAAUGCUCCGAACCAACAGCCUUCUGUAAUCGGGGCCCAGCUGUUUGUUCGUCAUGAAAUUAGACCUAUCAUGUCAGAAGCUGAGCUUUAGUGUUGCUUGUUGGCAGAUUUUCAACUGCUAGAAAGAGCAGGACCACCUGCCUAAGGCUUAGCUAAUCACCUACUCACUGAACUGUCAUAUUUAGCUACAGAGCUAACGGAAGCUAAUAAAAUUGUCCUUUACAAUGAAUCAUUCCUUAUUAAUAUGAAUAAUGACUAUUUUAAUUUUAUCAUUCCCAAUUUGCAUACAUUUAAAUUUGUAGCAGGACAACAUGAGUGUUUUACACAGUGGAGAGGUGACCUGUUUAUAGAUUUAUAAAGUGUAUCUAUCAUAAUAUAUCACUUGUUUGGAGAUGUAUAAAUUCCAGUUAUGCUGUAUUUAUUCCUACAGUCAAACCCUCUAACCAGAAUGAUGUUUAAUUAGGUUGUGCAUCUGUGUGAAUUGUGUGAAAUGGUCUUGCAUAUAUCUAUAUUUUUCUAUAUUUCAUACAUAAAAGUCAUGUCAGACAGUAAACGUGUCCUGACUAGCAGGCCACACUGACACAAACAUUUAGCAAUAACCUGAAACAGCCCAGUAUUGUAUUGAUGAAAACUCUGGGUUCAUCAUCUAAAGGUCUUAAACACUGGACUCUUCUGAGAAGUUUCUUAGGACAGUUCAUCUUCCUGCUUAGCUCUAUACUGCAUGUUCACACACAACCGACAUGUUCAGUCAAUAUCUGUCUGAUGAAAAUGGAAUUUUCCUGCAGAGUUUAGUCCUAUGCAAAGGUUUGUACAGCCCUUGACUUUUUUGCACCUUUGUGCUACUGAAAAUGUGAUUUUGGCAUAUUUGUUUAAAAGCAACACGAAGCUCUCUGUUCCAGCAAACUUUUUCAAUAAAUCAAUACAGUGUGAAAACA